Messenger RNA from Gossypium arboreum, 662 nucleotides. RefSeq lists its product as uncharacterized. The coding region runs from base 138 to 500 and encodes 120 amino acids. The record is from RefSeq and is a predicted model, not a curated record. The transcript has 2 exons. Lineage: Eukaryota; Viridiplantae; Streptophyta; Magnoliopsida; Malvales; Malvaceae.
UCAAAAUUCCAUAUCCAUCUUCAACAGAACUGACCCACUUCCACAUUACAAAUAGACCCCAUUUUUAACUCCCGAGGGAACAUUACUGUUCUUAGCUUUUCGAAAAGAACCCCAGAGAGAGAGAGAGAGAGAGAGCAAUGAGUAGUGAAGGGCCAUCGCCAUUGGUGCCAUCUUUAAUGGUGGGAGCGCUGGGAUGGGUGAUCUUUGGCCCUAGUUUUCUAUCCAUUAUGGACUCUGUUCUGCCAUGGGCUCAAGCUGGAGAUCCAGAUAGUGGCAACUUUUAUGUGCUGUUGGUGCUUGUGCUUCUUUUAUUGUUGGUUCUUGUGCAGUUGUUGUCCAAGUUUUUCCCAACUCCACGGCUACGCAUUGGUAUGUUUCAGCAAACAAGAAGUGGCUCUGCUGGUUCUGAUGAUGGUGAUUCAGAGGCUCGUUCGAGUUGGAAGCUUGUCGAAGCUAUAUCACAUUAUCUAAUGGCUCUUUUCUUAUUUUCGAUUAAUUAAUUCCGAUUAUAAUGGCAUGUAUAGGUUAAUUUAGCCAAUGUUGGCAUAUAAGUGUUUUGUUGAGACUAACCACUUAUUUGACUUGUGUUUGGUAUAUUUUGAGGUGUAUAUAUAUGUGACUUUACCAUAUUGGUUGUAUGUGAUGAUAUUACAUGUUUCAAA